This is a messenger RNA of Bombus terrestris (buff-tailed bumblebee), 13365 nucleotides long. RefSeq lists its product as uncharacterized. Gene Ontology annotation, cellular component: plasma membrane; apical junction complex. The record is from RefSeq and is a predicted model, not a curated record. The transcript is spliced from 12 exons. Gene Ontology annotation, biological process: cell-cell junction organization. Lineage: Eukaryota; Metazoa; Arthropoda; Insecta; Hymenoptera; Apidae. The coding region runs from base 722 to 7519 and encodes 2265 amino acids.
AAAACAUUGAACGUUCGCUCAAGGAUCGUGCGUGCAUUUUCACCUGUGGUUUGUGCAUUUUCCGCUGAGUCUCGCGGUAAUUGAUACAAUUGCAUUCAACGUAACUUGGUCAUUAAGCGAAGUAAAGCAGCAUCUUUUAAAAAACUGAAAAUAUCGAAUAGACAUUUUCUCGUUAUCCGUUAUUUCUUUACAGUGUCGUUUAAUAUUUUUCUUUUUUCUCUUUAUGGACGGUAUAACGUUUUCUUUUCUUAUAUCAGUUCUAUUGUGUUUUUAUUUUCAUAUAAUUGUAUUAAGUAAACCUUCUGUCUUUCGUGUCAAUUAUAGUGUUUUGUUUAUCGGUUAUAUUAUGUAGAUCUUUCAGAGAUAAAUCUAAAAAUAUUAUCACACGAUAACCAUAUUUUGUAUGAAACGUAAAAAUAUUGUCCUCGUAUCUGAACAUGAACCGACUGUAUAAACUAAUCUUAAUGAAUACGUUGUCGAAAUGCGGAAGGAGUUGCACCGGAGGAAAAUGAUUAUUCCAAUCAUGGAUCGAUAUAAUAAAACGCAGCGAUAAUUACAGAAGGUGACAAGAAAACGAUGACUUCGUAGCGGGAAGGGUUCGAGGGCAGAGCAUGAGGGUCGGCCAGGAAACGCGGAAAGAACGUUCACAGUUCGGCGAAGCGAUUAAUGACUGUCAGUCACCGAACACAGCUGGACACGUCUCUGUCUCCACCGGUUGGAGAUGAGCACGAAGGAGCUGAAUGCGACAACGUUGACGACCACAAUGACCACGGCCACGACGCUCACGUCGUCCACGAAGCUCGAUGUCGAGGCCGAGGACGACGAAGAGCCACCGACCACGUUCGAAGCAUUGGAUAUGGAUCUGGUGAACGGACCGAAUCCGUGGCUUCCGGCCUAUGGUUUCCAAUUACAGCAUCGUUCCCAUUUUCAACCUACGCAUGAGGAUCUACGGACUAAUGACACAGUGCUAGUGCAGCAAGUGGACUUUCUAGAAACUAUUCUAGAGGAAACAUCCGACGAUCUACAAAGCGAUUCCGAUCGAAGUGGAACUACAUAUUGGGUGGGCUCAGACUCUGAAACCGAAAGCGUGAUACAUAUACGGGCGAAGCAGAGAUUGGCUGACGAGAGGCUGGAUGGCAGCGGAAGCGAAUGCAAUUCCGUGGUUCCGAAGAAGAGACGUCGAAAACACAAUGGUAACAGCGAUCGAGAACAUCAGGCUACCUUCGACGAUUACCCACCAUCACCGAGGUCAUCGAGGUCGUCCGCCUCCUCAAGGUCUAGCUCUCUAUUGCAAUUCGAAUCCUUAGAAAGGACCUGUGCCACACUGUCGCCGUCCAGUUACAGCUUCGAUUCGCUGGAAUAUCCUAAUCGAUCAAACGCCUCUCAUCCUGAGAACACGUCGCCAGACAGCCUCGAGCAGGACUAUGACAAGGUUUUACCAAACGGUUUUGGAAACAUCGUAGAUCACUUUUCCAGAAUUAGACCUUACCGUAGCUUCGAAAGUCUGGACACUUGUCAAAAGGAAGAGGAGUUUGGUUCUGGUGGUCUCACCAACGGAUUCACACCUUUGUACCUGAAACGAAACAUGGACCUGUCGAGAACACGUAGCAAUGGCUACCACCGUCCAAGGGACUUUUGGCACGAGGACGAAGAAUACGAAGACGAUGUUGGCGACGAGGACCUUGACGAAGAAGAUCGUAUGCUAAACGACAAUCGAUCCGGGGCGGAGCUCGAGGAUCGACUGAUGGUGUUCGGCGAUUCCGCGUGCAACUACGCGACGUCGCUGGAUUAUCGGAAUACGAUCGACCUACGAGAGAUCGGUGUCGAGUCGAAAAGGGACGCAUUGUUGGACCUGAAAUCUGGCCAAACGGCUGUGUCGAGUUCGUUUCGCCUGCUGCAGACUAGAUUAAAUAUAGCCGGCAAUAUGGCGCACGGCCGUAACAACAUGGUCGCCGAUCAUCAUCAUUACCACCAUCAUCAGCUGCAGCAGCAGCUCCACAGUUACGAGCAGCACGAGCAGCACCAGCGUCAAGGGUGGAGCAACGAGGAGUGCUUUAAUUUUAGAUUCACGGAUAAAUCUCAAAGCGCGCCCAGUCUGCCUAGCAGCGUCAUCGAGUCCGCACACGGUCCACAUUCGUUGGCCGCGUACGCAUCCUCAUCCAGAGCGACCUUCUUCGUAUCCACGUCGAAUUUGUUCGAGAAUUAUACAAGGGUAGCCAGCGUGCCCGUCGAUUUGAAUCUCUGCGGUGUCCACACGACGCACGAUGAUAUACGUUACUCUCCAGUGAAUUUGCACGAGCAUCACGAAAUGGCGGAAGUCUCCGUUGUUCAAAGUAAGAAGCGACUGGAAAGCAACGAGGAAAUUCGACAGAACGGAGGCGAGGAGAGUGGACAAGCGAAGAACUCGUUAUCGAGCUCGGUCAGAACGCAAGCCUCGCAGAACGCAAUGGUAGAUGGCGAGAUGGACCGCGAGAAAGCGGAAGAAGAGCCGAAGGAAGAUGAGGAAUGCGUAGGAGAGCACUGUACAAAGCCACGAGAGAUGAAACAAGUACCUUCGACGGUGAAGACGCAAGAUCCAGGCAACUGUAUACUCGACAUGGCGAUUGCUAUGGAGAACGACAUCGAUUCGGUGGAUGCAGCGAUCAAGCAGUUGAAGCGCGAGGCCGUGGAAGUUACCUCGAAUAACACCAAUACGUUAUCUGGUAUCGAUGGUAUUCAGAGGACUCCUUCCGGUAGACAGCGACCGUGGAAGGUAAAGAACAACGCGAGCUACGAGUUGGCUCAGCAAUUCGAAAUCGACGAGAGAAAUUUCCGAUCGAAUAAAUAUCGUAAGGAGGUUGGUAACGAUGGUGAAAAAUCGCUGAAAAGUGGACGAAAACGAGUGUCAAACAACGCCAGUUACGAGCUGGCCCAACAGUGUGACUACAUCAAGGCUCUUCAGUCUUCCAAAAGUGGAUUCAGGCGGAUGGAUGCGUGCGACGAGUUGGAGGAAUCGAUUUCAGGACGAUCCUCGCUGCUCAGAGUUUCCGAUUUGGUGCAACAAAUGAGUAGUAGCUCGACAUCGAAUCUACCGAGCUACAGCGAGCCGUAUUUGGAUACCAGGAAAUAUUCAAAGUCCGCGGAAAAUAUUUCCACGCAGUUCUCGAUAGCUCCGUUCACCAGGAUUCCGAUUAAUCAGCUGGGCCAGCGGCUCAAAAAACAGCAAGAGGAAACACUUUUCGGCCAGAUAAAAAAAAACUCGGAUCCAUUUUCGGUUUAUGGAGGCGAUUCUAACGCCCGUGUUUUAGUAGACGAUGAAAUAGAUUUACCCUGCUUGGAAACCAAACCCGUAGGAACUUCCAGCCUGGAGAGGGGCGUACAACGCGAGGAAACAAGCGUCCAGAAACCUCAGAAACCUUUAACCCCGGAACGUGAAAAUGUUGAUUCCAACGCUUCCUAUAAAACCGCGACUGCGGACGCGAUUUCAAAGGACACGGAUCAAGAUACAGCGAACGAGACGAGCUGUUCGAAAAGGUUGUUCAUCGGUGAUUUCUAUCCGGAAAAAAUCGUGCGGUUGCAGCAACAAGAGGAGGGCCGUUAUGUGGAUUAUCGGCCAGUGGAAGACGAUCGUGCGGUCGAACUCGAAAUCGACGAAAGUGGCGGCAAAAACGAAAGUUCUUCGAUGAUUCGAUUAUCAUCGACUUCGUCGUGCAACGGUAGAAACAAUGGAGAACUGUUGUGGAGAGUCGUGGUGGAAAAGCAGGCCGCGGAAAAGGAUGCUCCUGUGAAGAAGGCUACGAAGGAGAAAGAGGUGGAAGAGGAGAAGUUACAGUACAAAGUGGAGAAGAACGAGAGAGAGCAAAAGAAGGAGGAGAAGGAGGCAACGGAAGCAGCGAGGGGACACACUGUCCACGGUGUUCAUUGCCCCCCACCCAACGGUAGCAGCAACAGCGACGGCCUGGAACUUGGUGAACGGAGUGGGAAUCCAGCGGUGGCCGUGGCAGUUGAUACGAAUCAUCGCGGUGUUCGCGACAAACGUCACGAGGAGAACGCGGCGGCAACAACUGCGCCGGUUAGCGUAGACGACAGGCACGAGGGCCACGCGACUAUGUCGGCCACGACAACCACAACGACACAACGUCCGUUUGUCGCGGCACCCAUCGUCAAAACCGAGCCAUCGGCGGCGAGAUUCCAGCGGAAUAUGGUCGUCGACGCGUCGUCCGCGACCACGGUGAAGGAAGAGCGGAAAAAAGGUGGACUCGGUGGAUUUCUCCAACGAUUCUCGAGGCUUCGGUUCAGUGGUAGAUCGAAAGUGCCGCGAUCCGAGGUGCAGAAGAAAAGUGAUACGAUCGGCCAAGUGAAUCGCGCGAAGGUGACCGAGGAGAAGGUUAAAAAGGAGCCGGACUAUAUUAUCAUACCGUUGCAUCCUACCGAAGAGGAAAGGCAGAAACAAGACCAGAACACAGCUGCGGAGAGCAGAAUAGACACCACCGGCAAUGACAGAAUUGUCGCCGAUGUUCAACGAAGUUCCUCCGUUAUAAGCGCAAACGGGAGGGCGCCAGUGUCCAGCAAGCCGCCCCUGCCUCCGCAGCCGCCCCGUGUCGGGGCGCUGGGUUCGAGAUCGUCGACGGGCGCGUCGGCGGCGGCGGCGGCGUGUUCGUCGCGCCGACGCGCGGCCACAGACCUUGGAAAUCCGGCGGCCAUCGAGAUGGCGAAAGCCCGCACGAUGCAGGCCGCCCAGGAGCGCCCGGUCGGCCUGCUCGAGACCGACCUCGACGAGGCCGUGCCGUUGACGACGACAACCAGCGUCGCCGCCGCCGUUUCCGUCUCCGCGAACACCACCGGCAAGAAGACCAGGAGUUUGCUCAAUCUGAAUCACACCUCGGCCGCCCCGCGACCCAGACCGGAGCACGCCCUCCACGUACCCCAGUCGCCUGUCGCCGCUUCGCACAGGAGCCCCCGCGACGACGACGCCGCCUCCACCAUCAACCAACGGCCACACAAAUCCAUGGAGUUCCUUCUCGACAAGGAGAACCUGCAUUUCGUCAAGCCGCCGGAGAACGAGUUGCAGAAAGUUGGCGAACGCGUGCCCAGCGAGCACGAACUCAGAGUGCAGAGGUCUCUGCAACGACUGAACGUCCCGGAUUGGUAUAAGAAUUCUCCCGCGGCUCGCGAUGGUUUCCGGUUAAAGAGGCACUCCGACGCGUCGCAACACGGAGGAUGGCGUGCAUUGGGCUCGAAAACCACUUCCCUCUCGUCCCUUUCAUCGUCUUCCAAUAGACAGCCGACUACAGGUGCCCUUCUUAGUCCAAGUCCCACGCCACCUGUAUUCUCAAGAUGGAGUACCAGUCUGCUAAACAGUGCCGGAAGUUCGCCAGCGAGUUCAACAAGGUCGUCUUUCAAUCAUCGACAGCCGUACUUGGGCUGGCGUUCUCAAGAACGGCUAACGAACCCGCGAACACCGGCAGAACGUCUUGCUCAGGGUAUUCUUCCCCAGUUGCAAGCAGCAAACAAGCAGCAACAACAACAACAACAGCAACAACAACAGCAGCAGACAACGAAUCAGCAGCUAGAGGUAAGGAACUCUAUAAAGGAGGUAACCUCGGCCAUUGUGCACUACGUGCAAAGCGGUCAGGAGGUUGGUGGAGGUGGCAGGCUGUCGCCUCGACCUCGACCUGAAGACUGGGACGACAGGGGCGGAGCAAGGUCGACCAGCCCCAGAGGGAGCGUGAAGCUGUGUUGGAUGGAGAGCUCGUUCGUUGGCAUGAGACCCGCGGAAUCGCCGGAGACACCGAUGAGUUUGGCCACGGAAACCGAAUGCUGUCCCGGAUGCAACGUCGCAGCCACCGAGUCAUGCAGCUGCGUCGAUUCCGCGAUUUCCGGCCUUUUCUGGGAUUUGACACCAACACACGACGAUGGUCAAUACCAGCAGCAUCAACAAUAUGAACAGCAGCUAGGUGGCGGCGAUAGUCUUGGUCCAUCACCGUCCUCCACACUCAAUUAUCACCAUCACCAUCAUCAUCAUCAUCGUCAGCUUCACCAUCAGCAACAACCACAGCAACAGCAGCGUCAUCACCGCGGAUCGGGCCAGAGCGAUACGGACGAGGCGAUGGCGACGGCAGCUCUUCUGCGGAACAAACCGAGCCCGGGUUCCACGACCCUGGAGGACGUCCUUGACUCCCUCCUUGGCCUGCCAUCCGCGUCGCGUACCCCGAGUCCUGGGCCAGGGCCCGUCGUAACCGGUACAUCCGCCACCAUGCGCCAUCGAACUAACAUCGGCCAGGCUAAUGCAAAAGCCGGGAAGAGCUGCAGCGACCUACGCCAAGACCUCCAAGAGUCCGCUAAGAGCGUGAUGGACGUGCAGCUGCAAGGAGCCUCCGAGGAGCGUGCCUCGUAUUACGUGGGUGAACUCGUGCGACGAAAGAGCGAGGGUAGCGACACGAUGCCCUCGAAAACGGCUACGGCACAGUCGAAAGGCGUACCCUUGAGUCACCGAAGAGUUUCCUUUGACAACAAUCAGGAGGCGAAUGGCCUGGUGGCUGGCAACGUUGCGGAGAAAAUCAUUCGUUGCCGAAAUAACAAGUGCAGUAACUCGGCCACCGUGACCGAGGCGAGGAAGACCUACAAAAGCUGUCACAAUUGUACCUGCCUGUAUUGCUCGAGGGAGUGUAGAAGAGCGCACUGGCAGCGUCAUCGGAGAACCUGCUUGCACUCCCGAGCUGGAAGCCUCUGCAAACAGGUGUUAUCCUCCGCCAAGGAGGAUCCCAUCACGCUGAAACACAUCUCGGCGUUGGCCAAGCGUGGCUACGCGUUCCACGGCCGUGGAGCUGUCAAGUGUUUCUUCUCGAGUCCAGAAGCGGCGGAUAAAUUCAUCGCAAACGGUUUCGUCGACUUAGGUGAACCCACGUACGUGCGAUGGUCGGAUUUGCUGGCCAGAGAGAUGGGAGCGGAACUGUACGCCGAGGUGAUCAGACUCUGCAAGUCGUACAAUCCGGAUACGAGGCUGGUGUUGUAUGUGGCAGUUUGCGUGGUCAGCGAGGUGCCAACCAGUGGAGCGGUAAAAUGGGAACGACAGUUGGUAUCCAGAUGCGCGAAAAUCCACUUAGACUCGACAAACAGGUAUCACACGUCUUCGUCAUACGCCUCGCCGCAAGGUAGGCAACAGUCCACGUCUCCCUGCAACAUCACCCGAGAGAUGGAGUCCCCGGAGAUGCUGGUGCUUACCUCGCUGCCAGGCAAUAACGGACAGAACACACCCAGGAAAAUCCGGGAAAUCAGUUUCACCAACAUCCAGAGACAACUGAAACUAAGGGGCGUGUCACUCAGGAGGCACUUUCCGCAGGUUUACAGGAAGCUCCGUGCCUACGUGGAUGGUACCGUGGAUAAGUUCGCUCCGGUUACCAUUUAUCCGAGAGACCAGGCAUCUGGUAAAAGUUUCAUGUGCAUCAUCAUCCUCGGUGUAGAACCUGAGCGCCUUCAGCUGCUUCCCACAGAUUCCUCUAGGGUUAAAACCGUUGACAUUAGCGUCGAGGAGGAAUAAACGCUGGAUAGAAGCUCUUAAGUACUCGCUUGUGCGAUUUUUUUUUUUUUUUUACUAAAUUAGUAGGAAUAAUCUUUUGCAGGCUACGAUAGACGUGCGUGCAAGACGCGAGGAAUAUUUCGAGCUUCGUCUUCGAGUUUAUAUCCUUCGAUGAUAGGAAAAUACAUGUAGCAGUCGCGAAAUUGUGAGAGAAAUAGCUGAAGCAAGCUCGUGGAAUUCGAUAGGAAAUUGAAUGAAAGUAAAUCGUCUUUCGUGAAAAGAUGCCGAUUAGGAUGGUCUUUCGGGAGAAGAUGAUUUACCAAAUCGAGGACACGUCGAGGUGCUUGAUAUUCCACGACAUUUCGUGUGAAGCAACGAACAAAAUAACGUAGAAAAGAUUAGACUAUACGUUGCCAAACACUCUCGCCUUGAUUCAGUUUUUCAGAUAGAUCUAAUUGUGUAUUUAUAGUUUCUGAUUAAAGCUCGUCGAGUACGCGUUACGAUCGUUGGAGAUGUUAGUUUACGCGUCAUUUCGAAGAUCAGGGACUAUAUAUCGUAAUUUCCAUAUGAUGUCUGUACGAUUAAUUAUCGUAGAUCGACAAACAUUCAUUUCCGUGGACACUUAACGAGCGUGUUGUAAUCAACAUGUAUCAGUUUCAUUCGCGAAUCUUAUUCGUGAAUCUUAGAGUACCUAUCUCUGAUUGCUUCGAUAUAUCAAAAAAUAAAAAUCUCCUCGAUUUGGUUGUUAUUCUGUCAGAUGUUUAUUAGCAACUACAUCGAUUGUCGAACGAAUCAAUGAGCGAUCUUGAUAGAACAACGGUUCCUAUCGAUAUUUCGAUAUCAAACUACAGUGGGAUAUACUGGAACGAACGUUAUUGAUUCCGAAGUUGGUUUCUUAUAGCUUUUAUUCGUUAUGGCAUCUAUGCAUAAUACAUCGCUGAAAUAUGUAUAUACACGUAUCUAGGAACAGUCCAUUCGAAACUCACAAUCUCAAGCAUAAUUACCAUUUAAUACAACGAUAUAAACAGGAGAAAUAUAAUACAAAAGCAUUAAAGCGUAAAAAUAGCAUAAAAUUAAUUUAUUCAACUUUUAUGUACACUGCGCAUUUGAAUUUGAAAGGGAUUAACAACAAUAUCUCCUUAGCUUAAGUUUAAGGUAUGAAAAAUCCUUAAUAAAAGCACGAAUUUCGUUGUGAUAUCGACGAUUUUUAGUGAUAAAUACUCUCGUUGUAGCAUAACCCACUAUAUUCUUCGGAAAACUAUAAAUUUGUUUCUUUUUCCAUCCAGGUUUCACGAAAAAAUGUGAAAUUAACGUAAAAUCUUGCUGCAUUCUUGAAAAGAAUUAUUUUCUUAACGCAUUGUUCGCAUUAUAAUUAGAGAAUUCUAAUUAUUCGUCUAAUCUGUAAAAAAAAUGCUAUUCAAACGCUCUACGUUCGACACGUCGUUUUCGAAAGUAAUGACGAGAAGUAUCUUGUUGUCCUUUCGUUCGAUUUAAUGUAGUUACAGUUGUAUUUUUUGAAUUUUAUCAUAUAUAUUAUAUAUAAAGAUUAAAUCUCUCUCCGCGGUGCAGUCAGACUGUCUCGAUUAUGAUUCAAGAAGAUGCUCUUCGAAUUGGUGGAUCACGAGUCAACCUGAACGCAUCGACGAUAUAAAAAAGGCAAAUGUAGAUUGUGGAAGAGAUUUUCGCAGUUUAAUAGCUCCUUGUGGAAGAUCCUCUAAAAAUCCCAAGUUUCAAAAGUCUGUAAAACCUAACUAGCGACCGAUGUCCCUGAAAAUAGAGAAUUUCUACCGAGUAAUCGUCUCGAGCUCAAAUCCAAUUACUAUACCGUUUCCACAGACGCGAUCUUUGUGCCAAAGCGUAGACCGUAAUAAAUUAAUAAUCUUUCGAAUUAAGAAAGUAACUCGCGCGGAUCACGAUGGCAACAGGAAUGAACGUCUGCAGGAAAGAAACAUUCUAAGAAUCUUGAUCUCAUGGACUAACUUCGUGGCAUCGACGAACUCUCCGUUUAAUAAUAAACUCGCGUUUUUAUCUUUUCAACGAGAUAAGAUCGGUAUACUUGUUUUACUUUUACGAAAUUUCCUACAUAUUUUCUACAUUUCCACGUAACGUCAGUGAAAUUCGUUUUGCGACAAAUAAACUUAAUAAAGCAGCGGACUUAAUAAAAAAUCAGACUGUCAAGGGAAACGAUAAUAGUGCCAACGUUAAAGUCACGAAUACGCGAUGGUCGAAUAUAUCUUGAUUAGAGAUGAAAUUUUAAUUUCGUCGGUGAAAUUAUUAAUUUACACGAAACCCUUGUAAAUUACUCUGGUGAUUAAUUGCAACAGAUAUGCCAACGAUAAUAAGUAGAGAUGGCUGGAUCGAUGUUUGUUCUGCUGGCCAUGAUUUCAAAUUAAAAGGAUCUUAAACGUAAUUUGUAGUGCCAAUGACAGAAUCUCUUGUGAUAUCAUCGUGAGAGAAAUUUCCAAAUGCGCGUGAUAAUAUCUCAGAGAUAUUACUCUUCUAGCUAUACCGAAUUUUAACAAAGAUAAAUUGUAAAAAUCAUUUUUACAAUUUGAUGUAGUAUCUAUUACAUUCGGAGAAUAUCAUCAUGAAAUAUCACAUAUUUUGCUUUGUCUUGGAUUACGAUUACCUAUGUUAAGGAUUAUUAUUUUACUUUUCAGAUAUGCAGCAUGUAAUUAGCAAACAGAGUAUGUUUUAAGAAACGUAUUUCAUUCAAGUUGCCACAAGAUGAUCGAACGAAUAUCAAGUAUAUGAUAUUUGAUUAGAAGUGAAAUGUCUAAUUAUCUCUUUAAUGAAAUGAUACUAUUCUUGUAAGAAACUAAAGUCGAACUGUUUCGUACAACAAUGUAAGUUUUUUUAAAGCUACUUUUCUCUUGAAACAAUCGGUAAAAUUAAUAUUUUUUCAUAUUAUAUCCGUUGAUAACGUCAUACAUACAUAUACGUAUAAAUAUGUAUAUCCAGUUCUUUAUCUAGUUAGAAUUUUUUACUUGCAAAAUUUAUUUAUUAUGUCUGGUAAUAAGCAGAUAUCAUUUAAAUUGUAUUGUUAGUGUUGCAAAAUAUAUUAGCUACAUAAUUUAACGAUCAAAUACAUAUGUAAUGUACAAUAAUUGCAAAUACUAUUUUAUAACGUUUGAACCUUAUUGCUUAAAAAAUUUCCUAUUGAGAAAAUCGUGAUUUCACUUAAGUAGAUAUUAGUAAUUCCGAUUGUAUUGAAAAUAAAUAGUAUUUGGAGAAAGUUAUAUUUGAUAUAUGUAUACUGUAAAAUUAUUAAACUCUUGCCUUAUAUAUUUUCAUGGCAAAAUAUCCCUUAUGGCAAAGGAGACAACUAGGUACUCUACUUUUGAUAAAUCGCUGCUAAUAUUUAGCACACGAGAUAUCCAUCUCAAACUUACAUUACUCUCAUCGAAAUAAUGUAGAUGCUACGUAUUUAUAAUAUAAUAUAUCAGUUUAUAUAUAUAUAUAUAUAUAUAUACAUUCAUUUUAACAUUAAUAUAAAUCAUUAAUCAUAUGACACGUUAAUUAAAUCAAAAGACACACCUCAAUAGUAAUAAUAAUAAUUGCAAAUAAAAAUCUUCUUUAACAAGGAUAUAAAGAGUCAACUAUUCACACUUUUAUAAGAUAUAAUGCUUUCUCGGGUACUUGUAUAAAGUAUAAUAUAGUAAUUACAUAUUGUGCAAUAACAGCUACUCAUAGAAAUAUAUGCUCACCGUGUAUAUGUAACAAAUUCAAUAUAUAUUUAUGAAAUUACUAAAUAUACAUACAUAUAUAUUUAUAUAUCUAACUAACAGCAACAUUUGAAAAAUAGCAAUAAAAGGAGCGAGUAAUGUUUUUUAAGAAUCAGAUUUAGAAGAAAGAUAUUGAUAGGUAAAGAAAGAUUUAUUCACAUAUUAUACGCUGUAUAAAAUGUUUUUUUAUGAGAUAAAUAGGAACUAGAAUUAGUAACUUCCCUUGGAGAGUGACUGAAAGUAUUAUACUUUCUAAUUUAUUGUUUAUAGUAUAACAUUAUGACCUUACUGUUGACUGAUGAGUGUCAAUUUUUACUCUAUAUUUCAAUACAAAAAAAAGUUCAAUUUGAAUAAUUUUCACAGACCAAUAUUUCGUUUAAAUAGCAGCAACUUGUAUGACGUAAAUUUCUUAAAGUGAUAUUUCAUAAUAACAGAUGGGGAGAAUUGUUAAAGUGCUUAGAUCGAAGAAAGGUAUAAAUAGGGAGGAAUGCUGCCCUGAAUACCCAAGUAUUUAUGUACUUGGUAUUCCCUUAAUUGUGCUAAAUUGUUCGAAAAUAAAAGUUCAUUGAUAGUAACUAAAUAAAACUGUGACAAUGAGCAAUCUCCUAUCUGAGAACUGCCUUGGCGAACAACAAAUCUAGCCAUUUCGAUUCGAAUUAAAAUGCUUAAAAAUUUCAUCUUAACUAAUAAGUCAACUAAAUUAUUUAUAUAGAAUAGAUUAUUUAAAACAGAUCGUUCUAAUUAUCAUUUAUAACUUAAUUCGUUUGAACUCUAUAAGUUUCACAACAUAAAUAGAUAUUUCUUGCAAUAAUUAAUGAACUUUUAAUUUGGUUCUAAUUUUAGUUAUAAAAGAAAUUGGAUGUGAUUAUUAUUUUAUCGUAUUAGACAAGUCGUAUCUAUAAUUCAUGUUUUUAACACAUACGGUAGCGCUUUGUAUGUAUAAUAAAACAUUUAAAUUAUGAAAAGAAAAUUGAUAAUCUCUGAACAGACUAAAUACUGUUAACAUAGAUGACAGAAAUAAAGUAGUACAAAAUUAAUCGUUAUGAUUAAAGUUUAAUCAGACGUAAAAUAAUAAUUUGAUAAUCGAUAGUUUGUAUUUUGUUCUCUUAUUGUUAUAAACAACUAUAUGAAUUAUAACACUUAUUUGUUAUUUUACGAUGCUUCGAUCAUUCGGUGAAACUAUUUUAGCUAGCACCGAGAGAGCAGAAAAAAGUUUCAAAGAAUCGAUGAAUUGAUCGAUUUGUAGUAUAAUUGAUAAAAAAUGAAGAUAGUGUAUUAAUGCCACGAAAGUUAGUCCGCUGAGUUUUCGAUAGUUCCUUUUACCUGUCUGUAUUACGACAUGCCACGAAUGCGAUUAUUUCGAUCGUACAUUUAGUAUAUUUCUAAACUUAUUGUUUACCACUUAUCGUAGAAGACGCACAUUUGUCUUACUCAUCGCGUUCUGUGCGCAACGAUCUUCUAAUGUUAUGUAACAAAGGAAUGAUCUAAUUUAUACGACAAGAGAGAAGGAAAAGAGAGGGACGGUGAUCGCAUCCGUACGAUCGAUAAUUUUAUGUAAAAUCUUUAGAAGUUUUUGAAUCGCUGAUCGAUAUCCAUAUUUAUAUGUAACCUUACCGAUUUAUAUAUAUUGUCGUAAUGAUUGACAGGGGCAAGGAAGCGCUCUUGUUCAUUCAAUUCCUUGCCUUUUAUAACAAAAGAAAGAAAAGAAAAAAAAAAAAGAAAAUGUAACGAGUGUGACAAAAAGUGCUUCAAACUAUAUUUAUCGAAAAGCUGGUGCGGUCAAGUAUGUAAUAACGUGGAAAAGAUUGGAGACAUUUCUUUUUAUCCGAAUCGAUGAUACGUUUUUCUUGUCGUUGGCAACUGACUGCUCAAUGAUUGAACGAGCAAUUACGUAUGUAGCUCGGGUGUAGUCACUCUAAACGUAACGUUAUCGUUUCAACAUCUAUUUAUCGGUGCUACUAAUGCCUACCACUGUUUUCGCAUCUGUGUAUGUCUCAAUUUUCCGAAUAAAAUGUUAAUUUUAUUAUACCUGCCCGUCACUUCAUAUUUUACGAGAUUUUGUGAUAAUGACUGUUACAUUUAUAUAAUUGAUAAAAGCAAAUACUUUAAAACAUAGAGGAUCAAUAAAAUUACAUAUUCUUA